Lolium rigidum is the source of this 1589-nucleotide messenger RNA. RefSeq names its product probable F-box protein At4g22165. The transcript has a single exon. The record is from RefSeq and is a predicted model, not a curated record. The coding region runs from base 65 to 1453 and encodes 462 amino acids. Gene Ontology annotation, molecular function: protein binding. NCBI's taxonomy places the organism in Eukaryota, Viridiplantae, Streptophyta, Magnoliopsida, Poales, Poaceae.
CUGAAGAAGUUUGUCAGUUUGGCCGAAGUUCCAGAUCUUUGCAGAGAGAGGAGACCCUGCUCCCAUGGAGCUAAGUAGCGUCGCCUCGAUGAUGAGCUUAGGGAGUCUAGCUAUACAACGAACAUAUUUGUGCUCCCUAGUCUUCAGACUCUUGCCAAAGCUGCUAGGCUUCACUCCCAGUUCACUGAAGAAAUUCUGCAAAGAUGUUCAUCCACCACUGACGGAGACUAUUGUGGGCACGUUGCCUGAGCUGCCUCAGGACAUCUUGAUGGGUAUCUUUGCCACCCUUGAAAUCCCUGACUUCGUACGUGCCGGUGCUGUCUGCCGCUCUUGGCGCUCUGCAUAUACCAGCCUACGGAGCCCUGGGCAGUAUAAACUAUCGCCGUGCCUCCUCCAUACUUCUGAAUCUGCUGGUGAUAGCUCUGCUUGCCUCUACAGCCUCACUGAAAGGAGAUCGUACAAGUUAACUCUUCCGGAGCCACCUAUCCGCUCUAGGUGUUUGAUCGGGUCCUCUCAUGGCUGGCUAGUUACUGUUGAUGAGAGAUCUGAGAUGCAUCUUGUCAAUCCGAUCACAUGUCAACAGAUUGCUCUACCUUCGGUGAUCACCCUCGAGCAGGUGAAGCCCAUCUUUGAUGAGUACGGUGUUCUCCACAAGUAUGAAUUGUCUUGGCUCACUGGAACAACUACUCGCUAUGUCCCGCCGUUGAUCUUCGCUCUUGACAAGCUGCGGGAUGAACUCCACUAUAAGGCGUUUGUGUUCCCUGAUACAUCCACGGGAAGCUACAUUGUGGUGCUCAUCCAUAACCCAAUGCGCCAGCUCUCUUUUGCAAGGCUAGGGGAUGAUAAAUGGACCUGGCUGCCGCCUCAUGAUCUCUAUUGUGAUUGCAUUUACAAGGAUGGCCUGUUGUAUGCUGUGUCUAAAAGGGGAGAACUUCACACUUUCGAUAUUAGUGGCCCUGUGGUCGCAAUGAAUAUGGUCAUAAGCAUACCCAGGAAGGAUUACUGUGAGUAUUUGUACAUUGUUCAAGCUCCAUGGGGUGAUCUUCUGCUCAUUUGGAGAAUCUUUGAGGAUUUUAAUUUGGAACCUGAUCCUGGGGCAUCUGUGUUUUGGAAUACUACAAAAUUCAGAAUAUAUGAACUUGAAGCUUCCGGAAGUAAACUUAAGGAAAUCAAUUGCUUGCGUGACCAUGUUUUGUUUCUUGGGCAUAAUGAAUCACUUUGUCUCAGUGCUGAACAAUAUCCGUCUCUCAGGGCAAAUCAUGCCUACUUUACUGACGAUAAUAUGUUCUGGACAUUGGGAUUUAAGAAUAAUCACCGUGAUAUGGGAAUUCUCAACUUGGAUGAUAACAGCAAGGAAGAACUCAUAUCUUCUCAGCUUUGUUCCAACUUUCCGGCUCCGAUUUGGAUUACACCUGAUCUUAGAAAUAUGAACUUGGCUUCAGGUGCUGCUUGAAAAUUGGUUUAGUGAGCCUUCAGUUGCGUGGUUUGCUAGGUUAUUGUGCUUCGUAAAGGAAGUCAUGGACAAACUAUUCAAGUGAUCACUUGGACCCUGACUCCACCCACUCUAGCUUCGACCCAGUUGAAUAAAU